Messenger RNA from Sphenostylis stenocarpa, 216 nucleotides. Lineage: Eukaryota; Viridiplantae; Streptophyta; Magnoliopsida; Fabales; Fabaceae. The record is from the annotation of a GenBank genome assembly.
AUGUUGGAGGUGGACAAGAAUCUCCCAAGCUAUGUCUACCACUUUAUGGAUUAUGUUAUCAGAGGGAAAGCGAAUUCUAACUCCCUGAUCCGAGGGCUUGGCCCUGAUGGAACUAUUUCAUGGACCAAUUUGAUCUUUCCAAACCUCCGUGAUGAGUUGAGGCUGCUUGCAAGGGCAGCAGUACUGUCCAAACCAUAUGAACCUGACCCAUCAUAA